GACAGCCCGUCUGAAGACAGGAAUGACCUAAAGGUGUCCCCCACCCUGGGCAAGAGGAAGAAGCGGCGGCACAGGACAGUUUUCACUGCUCACCAGCUGGAAGAGCUGGAGAAGGCGUUCAGCGAGGCCCACUACCCUGAUGUGUAUGCCCGAGAAAUGCUGGCUGUGAAAACUGAGCUCCCUGAAGACCGGAUACAGGUCUGGUUUCAAAACCGCAGGGCCAAGUGGCGCAAGCGGGAGAAGCGCUGGGGCGGCAGCAGCGUGAUGGCCGAGUACGGGCUGUACGGGGCCAUGGUGCGCCACUGCAUUCCGCUGCCCGACUCCGUGCUCAACUCCACCGAGGGUGGCCUGCUGGGCUCCUGCGCGCCCUGGCUCCUGGGGAUGCAUAAAAAAUCCAUGGGGAUGAUAAGGAAGCCAGGAAGUGAAGAUAAGUUGGCAGGACUCUGGGGCUCUGACCACUUCAAAGAAGGUUCUAGCCAGAGUGAGUCAGGACCACAGAGAGGCUCGGAUAAAGUGAGCCCUGAGCAUGGCUUGGAAGAUGUGGCUAUCGACCUCUCCAGCUCUGCCCGGCAGGAGACCAAGAAAGUGCACCCUGGGGCUGGUGCUCAAGGAGGCUCCAACUCCAUGGCACUGGAGGGGCCCCAGCCAGGGAAAGUGGGAGCCGUAUGAGACCCACAGGUCCCACCGUCAAAGGCUGAAAAUGUGCAUAUUCCUCACUGGCAUUUUCCAAAAGAUAAAAAUGGUCCAAGACAUAUACUCUCAGUUUGAUUUUCUUCUGACACUGUCAAGAUAAAAUGCAAUGCCACUUGCUUUAAGAGGACAGAUGAGUGACCUAGGGAAAAUUCUAUUUCAUUCUAGAAUGGAAAUGGUUCCUUAAUGGCACUUUAACCAAUUAAUUUGGUGCAAAACUUUUGAUUCUCUUUUGUAGCUUGAGCAGGGGGGCCCGAAGUUCAAAAAUGAUUUCACUGCUGGGCAUCAUUUGAGAUGUGUGGUUCAAUGUGCUAUACAGAUGAACAGGUUAGGUCUGAUGUCCUCAUUCUCAAUUAGGAAAUAUAAAAUUCUUUAAUCUCCAGAAGAAUCUGAUAUCAUUAUAGUGAAGACUCCAUACAGACACAUGAAUGAAUUAUAUUGUCUUUACCUUGAACUUGGCCUUGGAUAUUUCAAUUUUCUUGUUACGGGGUAAUUUACGUUUUCCUGAGUGUCACUUGAUAGGCUAUUUAUAUUGGAACUCAAAGAAAGCCAUACUCUGGGCGCUUCUGCAUUUCCUUCAAAAAUAGCAUGGGAUCACAUUUAAACAAUUGUUGGAUAGCUGGAAACAGUGUUUUUAGGUCAGACCAGGCUUUUGGUCUUUUACAAUUUUUGAUUGAAAGCACUUUAGUGACUUGGAUUUUGUAAAUGUUUCCUUUCCUGCAUUUCCUUUGCCAUUUCUUUAUUAUUUAAAAAUAAACAUUUUGUGGUGUGUUUGCUUCUCAAGGCACUCCCUCUAUUACACACAUACACAUCUCCACUAUCUCUGAUCCCAGUCAGGCUCUCCCUUCACCCCUUCUCAAUCUGGGGACACGUGACACAUUUUAUUUAUUCUUCAGGCUGCAGCUCUUAUCAUGUGUUGCUUUGUCAACUCCUCUGGGGCAGCAGCUGUGUCUGACUCACUCUUUGGAGUUCAGAGUCCAGAGAGAUACCUUCUAGUUGAUGGGAAAAUGUGGUGCUUCGUGAAGAAGGAAGGGCAGUGCAAGGAAAGUGUGGAGCUGCUCAUUGUGAGGGCUUUCUCUGGGAACUGGCACAGUGAUCUGUCAGGCCAGGCUUGGUGGUCCCAUCUCUGCAGGUAAGAAAACAGAAGCUCUCUCCCUUUGGCCAAUUUUUCUCAUUCUAUGCUAGUUCCAUACUGUUGGGAAAAUUAAACAUCACCAAUUCCUUUCUGUAGCAACAGAAAAUGAUGAGCCCUGUGUUCUUGUAUUAAUUCUGGCUACUAGAGAUCAUAACUGAGGCCUGAGACUGCAUCCAUAAUGAGCAGUUGGCAUGAACUCUGGAAGUUCUUCUGUCUUUCCUGUUUAAAGACAGCAGCCCUGGCUCCGGGCUCUGGGGCCACACAGGUUCUGCCUCCCAGAAGGUUCUCAACACGUUUCCUCAUGUUUACUCCUUGGUUGUUGCUUCCAUCCCUCUUCCUUAGCUUAUCCAGGAUUGAGUUUGGGAGAGGGAACCAGUAAGCUGUGCAACUUAUAUACAUCACACUUAGACAACACGGGCAGCCACUAAAAUUGUAACAGUAAGCCGUAUUUAUUAAUGUGAAGUGAUGCUGACAAAAUAUUGCUGAGUAAAAAAAUCCCUAAA
Messenger RNA from Chlorocebus sabaeus (green monkey), 2328 nucleotides. The record is from RefSeq and is a predicted model, not a curated record. Lineage: Eukaryota; Metazoa; Chordata; Mammalia; Primates; Cercopithecidae.